AUGGAUAUCAAAAGAACCAGCACGUUGUCAUCUACCACCCUCACAUCUCAGCCGCUGCCAACCGUUGUCUGGAUCACCGAAAAAAGCAAGAAAUUGACCAGUUUUUACCCAAAAUCUCCAUUGCUCGUUCGGGCGAUUCCGAGCACCAUUUUCUUCGAUCCAGCUAAAGUCCAAUCCAGUGUAUUCGAUGUGACAAGUGCAGCAUAUGGAGGAAAGCCAAACUCUGACAUUACCCAGGCCUUGGCCAAUGCUUGGAGAGAUGCUUGUGCAUCGACAUGGCCAGCUAAAGUUGUUAUUCCACAGGGAACAUACUAUACGAGAGGAGCAAUUUUGCAAGGUCCUUGCAAGAAUCCUAUUGAUGUUCAAGUCCAAGGCAACUUCAAGGCUCCAUUGGACAGCAAAUAUCUCACAAAGCAGGAUAGUUGGGUUGGUUUUCAAUACGUUGACAGGCUCACCUUAUGUGGCGGUGGAACUUUUGACGGCCAAAACAAUUGCUACAAAAACAAAUACUGCAAAACUACUCAAGCUGUUAACCUGAGGCUCGAUUUUGUCACCAAUUCCAUGAUCCGGGACAUAACUUCACUUGACAGCAAAAACUUCCACAUCAAUGUUUUGGGAUGUCGCAAUGUCACAUUCCAAUAUGUCACCAUCACAGCGCCAGAAGACAGCAUCAACACGGAUGGAAUUCAUAUUGGGCGCUCAUUCGGGAUCACCAUCGAUCACACAACCAUCCGCACAGGGGAUGAUUGCAUUUCUCUAGGUGACGGAAGCCAGUGA
This is a messenger RNA of Prunus armeniaca (apricot), 777 nucleotides long. NCBI's taxonomy places the organism in Eukaryota, Viridiplantae, Streptophyta, Magnoliopsida, Rosales, Rosaceae. The record is from the annotation of a GenBank genome assembly.